Messenger RNA from Neocloeon triangulifer, 723 nucleotides. RefSeq names its product DNA-directed RNA polymerase II subunit Rpb4 (gene Polr2D). Gene Ontology annotation, biological process: transcription initiation at RNA polymerase II promoter; mRNA export from nucleus in response to heat stress; positive regulation of translational initiation. The transcript has 2 exons. The record is from RefSeq and is a predicted model, not a curated record. Gene Ontology annotation, cellular component: P-body; RNA polymerase II, core complex. Gene Ontology annotation, molecular function: nucleotide binding; translation initiation factor binding. Bases 145 to 555 code for a protein of 136 amino acids. Lineage: Eukaryota; Metazoa; Arthropoda; Insecta; Ephemeroptera; Baetidae.
GGCGUGGGCGUGCUGCGGUACACAAAUCGAUGCCUUCAAGCGACGGUGGAUGACGCCGUUUCAAUUUUAGCCUAAUUACUGCACUAUUAACGCAAAUAAUCGUCAUUUAACAAAUUUAUAUCAACUAAAUUACACAGUAGAAAAAUGUCCAACACAGAGCAGCCAGAGGAAGACGCAGCGGACUUGCAAUUCCCAAAAGAGUUUGAGAACGCAGAAACUUUGCUUAUAUCGGAGGUUCACAUGCUGCUCGAGCACCGGCACCAGCAGAACGAAACUGCCGAAGAGGAGCAAGAGUUGUCCGACGUCUUUGUCAAAACGCUCACCUACACCAACAGAUUCCGCAAAUUCAAAAACAAGGAAACGAUCGCCAGCGUCCGCAGCAUGCUGGCCCAGAAAAAACUGCACAAGUUUGAACUUGCUUCCCUGGCCAACCUGUGCCCCGAAACCCCUGAAGAAGCCAAGGCCCUGAUUCCCAGUCUGGUCGGUCGUUUUGAGGAUGAGGAGCUGAGACAGAUGCUGGACGACAUCCAGACAAAGAGGAGUCUGCAGUAUUGAACAACACACUUCUAUUUAUUUUCAUAAAAGUGAAGUUGAAAAACAAACAAACUGACUCUCGGUGGUUUCCGAUCAGUUCGAAACCAGAGGAAGCCACUCCACCUGAAAUGGAAAAUUUAUUUCAGAUAAUCAAUAAUAAGCGUAAUUUUAAAAUCAUGUACUGGGAAA